CUAAAGUAGACGGGCACAAGUGCUUUUUACCUACUGGGUACUAAGUAGUACGCAGUCCAGCACGCAUAGCAUUCAAGGAGCCGUCCCUAUCUCCUCACCUUCAGGCCCACCAGCUCAACGCAUGAGAACGUAUCAUGAUGUGAUAUAUCAUAGCUUGCCCCGAUGAUUUUCCUAAGAAAAAACCUGCUAUUAUAAGUGGACGGCAGGCGUAUCACGGAAGCACAACAAGAUUUUAUCCAACGACAAGCAACAUCAGAAAGCAGAUGUCGUGCACAUCAAGCUUCCAGACUCCAAGGGAGACCAAACUCCCAGCCCCUCGAGAGGGUCGAGAGAAAGAUCAAGACAUCGGUAUUUCAAGGACGGUGGCUUUUUCAUUGGAACCGACAAGGCGUUUCUUGUUCGCUGUCAUUGCUGUCACAACAGUCGCUCUGACAGCACUCUCGCGAUGCAGGGAAAGCAUAGUCAACCCACUCAGUUUCCAGCCUUGGAGAUCUCAUCCCUUUACACAUCCAACGCUUGAAGGAUCUGUCUCUCUGCCAACCUUGGAGACCGUCUUACUGUCCGAGCCCAAUGCGUCUUGCGCCGCGGAUUGGAGCUACUACUAUACCUCGCAAAGCCACUUCGCAGGUGAGGGCAAAGCACAAGGCCUCUGGACCGAGAAGAAAUGGCGAGAAUUCGGCAUACCAGAGACGGACAUCAUCAAAUACAACGCAUCCAUAAGUGAACCUGUCCAGCAACGGCUGGUGUUGAUAGACACGUCAAAUCCUCAGUCCCCGUCUGUGAUGUACGAAGCCAAAUUGAUGGAAGAACUGCCACCCAACGACCAUUCUGAGAUUCGAACUCCUGCUUUCCACGGGCAAUCUUCUAGUGGUGAUGUGACGGCACAAUUUGUAUACGUAAAUUUUGGCCGUGACCAAGAUUACGACGAGUUAGAGCGGGAAAACGUCUCCGUAAAAGGGAAGAUUGCCAUCGUGAAGUAUGGCAUGGGCUAUCGUGCAGAGAAAAUGACUAUUGCAGCAAAGAGAGGCCUUGUUGGUAUUUUGAUUUACACGGAUCCACAACAGGACGGCAAUAUCACAGAAGGAAAUGGGUACAAAGCGUACCCAGACGGACCGGCUCGGCCCGAAACUUGUAUAGAGAGGGGGGCAAUAGGAUCAAUUCGUAAUGCAAGCGCCGGUAAUCCCAGCAUACCAGGCCAUUUCAUUCCAUCACUCCCAGUCUCCUACGGCGACAUAGUACCAUUCCUCAAGGCGCUCCAUGGUCACGGCCCAAAAGCAGCUGACAUGAGCAGUGAUUGGCAUGGCGGUGGUUUGUACUACAAGAGAGUAGAAUAUCAUGUGGGCCCAUCGCCAUCACAUGUUGUAUUGAAUCUGGAUAACCAAAUGAGCUUCCCGACUAAGGACGUGUACCAAGUAAUUGGCACCAUUAAGGGGUCCACCGAGGAUGAGGUGAUCAUUUUAGGAAAUCAUCGCGACUCGUGGGGGCCCGGGGCUGGUGACUCUAUCAGCGGUGCUGCAGCGUUGAUGGAAGUUGUCCGAAGUUUCGGAGCGGCAUACAGAAUGGGUUGGCGGCCUCGGCGAACCAUCAUGUUCAUCAGCUGGGAAGGCGCAGAAGUCGGACAGGUUGGGUCCCAGCCAUGGAUAGCCUCUCAUUUACCCUGGCUUCAGAAGACGGCUGUGGCAUAUCUGAACGUCGUCGUUGCAGCAGGAGGCACCCAAUUUCAGGUCAAAGCAACUCCACUCUUACAAAGAGUAAUCCACAAGGCCACGAAAGCGGUCGCUUCUCCCGAAGGAAGAACAGUCUUUGAUCACUGGGGCGGGGAGAUGAUCGCAGCAGGAGGAGGAGAUGCCAUUCCAUUCCUUGAGACUGCCUGUGUGUCAACAGUUGACUUCAGCUUCGGUGCAGUUUAUUGGGCCUACCACUCAAACUUCGACACCUUCGCUUGGAUGAAUACCAGUGGAGAUCCAGGAUGGAAGUAUCACGUCACAUCUGCAAAGAUAUGGUCUUUGAUAGCGGCAUACUUGUCCGAGAGCCCCGUCUUGCAGAUCAGAGCUGCUGAGUAUGCUAUCGCAAUGCGGAAGUACAUCAAAAGGAUCAGAGACGCCAUCCCAGGCUCGGCGUCUUUCGACCUCGCGCCUCUAGAAAAUGCUAUUGAAGAAUAUCAUAACGCAAGCAUGAUCUUGGAUGCUUACGCGUCCUCUCUCGAACCAACCGAGACAGCUGAGACGAUUAGACAAGUGAAUCAAAAGUACCUGAACCUGGAACGACAAUUCUGCUACAAGGGCGCACAUCUGGUCUAUGAGUUUUCUGCUUUCUACACAGAUCCGCCAGAGUUCCCUCGCCUCUACUGGAGCCUAGAGUUAGGAGACUUGGAAGCAGCUCAGGGGUGGAUGGACAUCAUACAGGCCAGGAUUAAAAAUGCCGCUGAUCUUUUGAAGUUGUAAAUCAGGGCAGCCAGCCGAAAAAGGCAGUCGUAAGACCAAAAUAUUGUAUGAGAUGGAGAACAAAGAUUGAAAAUGUCUCUAUCAGUCCAAGCUUGCGGUAUGCUUGUCUUCUACUGAAGAUUGGAAAGAACAGAGUGUAGUGGUUCUCAAUUACAAAAUCCGAAAGUUGAGAGAUUGAUUGGGACAGGCAGAUUUCUAAGAAGGGUAAGCGUCAUACAUAGUUUCUUAUUGCUUCUAACAUCAAAUUCGUUGUGCCAUAAUCCUCGUGCAUCCAUCUACUACAGAAGAUUCUAGCACCUUCAACGUGGUCACAUCGUACUGCACUAUGGAUAGCUCCAGUGCUAGUAGUGGCGCACGCAUAACUUGUCAUAUCUCCAAGCCAUCCUUUCAGGGCACAAAGAGGGAAAUUUCAUGGUUUAAGCCACAGUCAGAUGCUGGUGUGGAUUAAGCAGAAAUGCACACCUUUUCCCAACAAGAAGC
This is a messenger RNA of Truncatella angustata, 2924 nucleotides long. RefSeq lists its product as uncharacterized. Gene Ontology annotation, molecular function: carboxypeptidase activity. The coding region runs from base 264 to 2444 and encodes 726 amino acids. The record is from RefSeq and is a predicted model, not a curated record. The transcript is spliced from 3 exons. Lineage: Eukaryota; Fungi; Ascomycota; Sordariomycetes; Amphisphaeriales; Sporocadaceae.